Messenger RNA from Nelumbo nucifera (sacred lotus), 3660 nucleotides. RefSeq lists its product as uncharacterized. The record is from RefSeq and is a predicted model, not a curated record. NCBI's taxonomy places the organism in Eukaryota, Viridiplantae, Streptophyta, Magnoliopsida, Proteales, Nelumbonaceae.
AACUCUGGUUAAUCAAAACCCUAACCUUUCAAACCCAACGAUUUCUGUCUCGUCUCCGCCUCCGCCUCCAUCUCCCUUUCCCUUCCCUACAAAUCUCAUUCAUUCCUCCCAUUCUAUCUAUCACUCUUUCUCAAACCAUAAAGUGGGAUAUAAGUUCUCUCUGCACUUGCCGGAGCAACCGUUCAAAAGAAAUCGAUGGACAAGUCCGUCAGCUCUACACAGUCUGCUAAACCCGCUUGCUCUCUUUGGUCAUUUAGCUGAGAGUUGAUACGGGCCACGGAUUUUGUCAAGAGCAACUGCAGGACAUCUUUCCAACAUUUCAUGACUUCCCUAUGGGCGGCAUUUAAUGGCUUCCCUGUACCAGCGGCAACACCGCUUUCCACCAUUUCAUUCCCACCUCUUGUUCUUCUUCUUCCACUGAAGUCGAAGAUAACCCAGAAAGGUGAACCCACUAGAGUAUCGAUGAAAUUGAAGACAGCCUAGUAAGGUAAACCCGCGAGAGCACCAACAGGCCACCGCCUGAUCAACAAUGGAGGACGAGUACCGGUACUACCAUCUCCUUCUUCGUUGCUGUCCAGGUCCGAUUACCCACCACUGUCAUUAAUUCUAACUUCCGAAGCUUAUUAUCCCUCUCCCAUGUCUGCCAGAGCACCGACUGACCACCGCCUAAGCAACAAUGGAGGAUGCCGAGACUUUCUAUCUGAAACGAAGCACUCUUUGGUUUUACAACAAUGGAGGUAGAAACGGACGAGACGAGAGGAAGAGGGGAGUUAAUCGCACAAAAAAAAAUGAAAGCUUCUCUGUACAGACGAGACGAGAGGGAGAGAGGGAGUGGGGGAGCAGUUGAAGGAAAGUGAUAGCAAGGCAGCCAGGCAGGGGAAACAAUCGCCAUGUGGGAGUUUUCAAACUCAAACAGCAGCGUCGGUGCCGUGCUGGCUUGAGAAAUGGUAAUGCUUCGCAGCCAGGCAGGGGAAACAGUCGCCAUGCGGGAGUUUUCAAACUCAAACAGCAAUGUCGGUGCCGUGCUGGUUUGAGAAAUGGUAGGGUGCUUCGUUUUUCAGGUGACUGUGCACAGUCGAAUAAGCACUCUCGUCUCGUCCAUGGAGCAGUCGACUGACCCUUAUUCACCUGAUUUGAGCAGCCGUACGAAUUCAGAUGUGCACAGUCGCAGUCUUCGAACUCAAACAGCGGUGCCGGUGGCGGAGACUCCCCUUCUCCCCCUCGAGUUGAUACUAGUGAGUGGCUCAACCUAUGAGGGUACUUUAAGGCAGACUUGAAGGCUUACAUGAUGGGAAUUUUGAUUUGGCAUUUUUUAACAUAAAGGGUAUUUUAGGAUUUUUCAAAGUUACAGCAGUCACGUAAUGGCACAUUUGAAGAUAUUAGGAUGGAAAAUUAACGGCGAAGGAAGAUUUAGACAAUUAUAAAAACGGUAGGGAUAACGACAGUUAAUUUUUAACUAAACCAUAAGGGCAAUUUAAGAAAUUUAUGUUAUAAUAUAUGUGUAUCWUGCCGUGCCAAUACGGCCCCUUUCUUUGUGCCAUGUCGUGCUGGUCCGUGGGGGUUAAAACCCCAACUCGGUAGGCACAGGGUUCGGACCGGACCGGUGGAUUGACAAAAUAAAAACGAGGUAAAUAAUUCUAGAAAAUUAGGAGAGAGAGGUGUGCGUGCUCGAUCAGUUUUUGCUAUCAGAAAUGACUUGGGGGAAGAGGAAUCGCAGCUUCACCUCAUUAUCCUCGUCAUCAUCUUCGUCGUCUGAAGUGGAGGAAGAAGAAGAAGAUGAAGAAGAAGAUAAUGAUGAUGAUGGUGAUGGUGAUGAUCAUUAUCAUGACGACGACGACGACGACGAUUAUGAAGAAGAUACGGGGGGGACGUCUUCCAGUGACGAUGUCAGCGAUUGGAAUGAAGAUGAGGAAGCGGAUCGCGGCUCCGACGAUGAUGUUUCGGAGACGGUAAAACCUCUCGACGACGAAGCACGUUGCAACAGAGUCAUCAAUAUUCUCAAAGGAGGGGAUGAUCUACAUGCACUAAAAUUAGAAGAAUGCAAAGCAUAUUUGCGGAAGCAUGGCCUUAGGUUAACAGGGACCAAAGCAGUUUGUGUACAAAGAAUUCGUGAACAUUGGAGGAUAAAAGAUGGAAAUGGUGAGAGAUUGUAUCCAAGGUCAUCCUUUGCUAUUGACUGCACAGGUGAUGUCUGUAAAGGUGAUAUUGUUCUGUUCAAACAGAGGGUUUAUGAGAGAUUUGACAAGGUGACAAGGAGCAGCAAUGUUAUCGGGAGGCGAACCAUUGCUGGCAGGAUUUUGAAGGAAAGUUAUGGUGAAGCCAAACAACAGCAUACAUUCACUGUUGAAGUACUUUGGAGCAAGGGUCCAAAGAAAUUGCCACCUUUAUUUCCUUUGCUUGUCAAGGGCCGGAACCUCUAUAGACUGAAGACAUUCCGACAGCCCUGGAGUAAUGAAGCAGAAAGAGCUAAAGUUCUAGCUGAGAAGCACCAGAGAGGAACAGAAGCAAGGCAUGUCAGAGCAAUGAAGAAGUCUCGAUCUGCAAAUGGAGGUCCUAAGCACCGGAGAAAUUCCCAUUAUACAAGGACUCCAAAAGAGCCUCAAAGGCAGGAAUCUUUUCCAACAACCACAUUGCAAAAACAAAAGCAUAUUGAUUGCCGCAGAAAGGCCCCAUUUCUCGGACCAGAAAAAAUGAAAAGAGUCUCAAAGCCAAGAUAUUCCAAAUCAUCAAGCAAUCUUGGAUCUUACAACCCUGCCAAAGAUGGAGUUCCUAUGCUUCACCAAUAUACCCAUUAUCCCCUGAGAUGGGCUCCACCUCCCCAUGAGGAUGCAUUCUCUAGGGUGCAUGCUAAUAGGGAGGUGCACCAUUGUCCUUCUGGUUAUGAGGUAGGCUCGGCUUCAACUGCAAUGAGAGUGCAGCCUUCCAGACCUUAUACUAAUCCAACAGUAGCUCCCACAUUACAUAAACAGGGAUACAACCAGAACUAUUGUUACUAUAAUCAAUAUGCCCAAAGAAAUCCCUUCUACCGGGCGUAAGUCUUGGCAGCAUUGUUGAUGGAAGGUGGUGUUAAUAGGCAGUUGCAUCCUUGUGGGAGCAAAGGCCUAUGGGAUACAAAAAGUGGUUUUUUGUCUUGUUGUACUUAUACACCAGGGUGUCAGGACUUAGGGCUCAGGGAUUUGUUGGAGAUGGUGCAGGACUGGUUGAUGCCCUCUGACACGUCAAUACAUUUUCCAUACUAGACAAAAUUAGCAUAGAACUACUUUCAGUUCAAAAUCCAGUGCUAGUUAAAACGAAGAAAACCAGAAAAAAGCCAAUGCAUUCCCCAUUUAAGAUUCAAUUUUUCUUUUUCUGUUUUUGGUAAACAAAGUUAAGUGUCAACCUCCCCCCUCCCCCAAAAUGUUUGUCUCAGUUCUGCGCAACGGAAUCACCUCUUCCCAAGUCAUAGCUUAUCAAAGGGCUUUGAAGACCUGCUGAUGACAACUUUUGAAAAGCUGUUUUUUUUUUUCUUUUUAAUUUUAUUUUUGUAUAGCUCUGUUGAGGGAUUCACACUAUACAUGUUGAUGUCUCUUGUUCUUCCAAAUUUCCAAAAUCUAGAGGCUUUGGACUAGAAACUUGGGGAACAGUCUUUUUCAUUAAAUUCUGAAAGCCAUUGGUUCUUAA